AUGAUAUUCGUACUACUUUUUUUUAUUGCUUUCACUCAAGGACAUACUGCCAUUUCUCAAUGUCCACCAUCAAAAACAUCAAUCGAAAAUUCUCUGUAUGAUACAUAUAUUCCUGGUCUUGCAGCAAUCGUAGUUAAUUCAACACAUAUUCUUUAUGAACAAGCAUUUGGUUACAAUGCACCUCCAAUUUUCGAGGAACGUCAACCAAUUGAUUCUUCAAAGACAAUAUAUGUCUUAGCUUCUAUAUCGAAAACAUUCAUUGGAGUAGCUGCUAUGCAACUUGUUGAAUCACAUGAACUUGAUCUUGAUAAAGACAUUAAUGAAUAUCUACCGUCGGAUAUGAAAGUUAUUCAUCCAUUUUAUCCAAAUAUUUCUAUUACAAUGCGACAUGUACUUUCUCAUACAUCAGGCAUUGGACCAAAUGUUAAUGAAGAACUAAAACUUUAUG
Rotaria sp. Silwood2 is the source of this 448-nucleotide messenger RNA. The record is from the annotation of a GenBank genome assembly. Lineage: Eukaryota; Metazoa; Rotifera; Eurotatoria; Philodinida; Philodinidae.